GCCGCAUCCAUCCAGUGUGAUUGGCUCCUCAGCUCAGUUCUGCUGGGAGUCGCAUCCUACCUGCUUCGGAGGUGUACUGCCUAUCCACACUCCUUGUACUCACUGUGCUGCUGCUGCUGAGGCGUGAGGCAAACUCUGUGCUUGUGGACUGAGCUAGUGGAGGAAGGAUCAUAAAAGCGAAAUGAUGGGUUCUGGGAAAGCCUUCUUCUUCUCUCCCUCCCUCCUGUGGAGUCAAACUAGAGGAGUGAGGUUGAUAUUCUUGUUACUAACCCUGCAUCUGGGAAACUGCGUCGAUAAGGCAGAUGAUGAAGAAGAUGAAGAUUUAACUAUGAAUAAAACAUGGGUCUUGGCACCAAAAAUUCAUGAAGGAGAUAUCACACAAAUUCUCAACUCUUUGCUUCAAGGUUAUGAUAACAAACUUCGUCCAGACAUAGGCGUGAGACCCACAGUAAUUGAAACUGAUGUUUAUGUAAACAGCAUUGGACCUGUUGAUCCUAUAAACAUGGAGUACACAAUAGACAUAAUUUUUGCCCAAACCUGGUUUGACAGCCGUUUAAAGUUCAAUAGCACCAUGAAAGUGCUUAUGCUUAACAGCAAUAUGGUGGGAAAAAUUUGGAUUCCUGACACUUUCUUCAGGAACUCAAGAAAAUCUGAUGCACAUUGGAUAACCACGCCUAAUCGCCUACUGCGGAUUUGGAGUGAUGGAAGGGUUCUCUAUACUCUACGAUUGACAAUUAAUGCAGAAUGCUACCUUCAACUUCAUAAUUUUCCUAUGGAUGAACAUUCCUGUCCACUGGAAUUUUCAAGCUAUGGAUACCCUAAAAAUGAAAUUGAGUACAAGUGGAAAAAGCCCUCUGUGGAAGUAGCUGAUCCUAAGUACUGGAGAUUAUAUCAGUUUGCAUUUGUAGGGUUACGAAAUUCAACUGAAAUCUCUCACACAAUCUCAGGAGAUUAUAUUAUCAUGACUAUUUUUUUUGACCUGAGCAGACGAAUGGGCUAUUUCACGAUUCAGACAUACAUUCCUUGCAUUCUAACAGUGGUUCUUUCCUGGGUGUCUUUUUGGAUCAAUAAAGACGCAGUACCUGCUAGAACAUCCCUGGGUAUCACUACGGUUUUGACUAUGACAACCCUCAGUACAAUUGCUAGAAAAUCUUUACCUAAGGUUUCUUAUGUGACGGCAAUGGAUCUCUUUGUCUCUGUGUGCUUCAUUUUUGUGUUUGCAGCACUCAUGGAGUAUGGAACCUUGCAUUAUUUUACUAGCAACAAUAAAGGAAAAACCACCAGAGACAGGAAGCUGAAAAACAAGACUUCAGUGUCCCCAGGGCUCCAUGCUGGAUCUACUCUGAUCCCCAUGAACAGCAUUUCUUUGCCUCAAGGGGAAGAUGAUUAUGGUUAUCAGUGUUUGGAGGGCAAAGACUGUGCCAGCUUUUUCUGCUGCUUCGAAGACUGCAGAACUGGAUCCUGGAGAGAAGGGCGAAUACACAUACGCAUUGCCAAAAUUGAUUCCUACUCAAGAAUCUUUUUCCCAACAGCUUUCGCCUUGUUCAAUCUUGUUUACUGGGUUGGAUAUCUAUACUUAUAAGUUCUGCCAAUAGAUUAAAAAAAAUCACAAAAGUCUGGCUUAGUCCAAUAUAAUCAGUUUUAUUUCAUAACAUGAAUUUUAAAUUUAAAAUGAAAGUCCACUAGCUAAAAUCUGAAUGGUAUUGUUAUUCUAUUAGGGCUUUCAUAAAUGAAUAAGGCAGAAUUAUUCAGGUUAAUCUAUCUAAAUAAACAAAAUUGAUUGUCCAAUAUAACACAUUUAAACCAUAAACUUAUAUUUUUACUUUAUUUUUUUUAAGUUUCUUGUAUACAACUAAUAUUGGACUUAAUACUUAUGUGAGAAAUAUUUUGAAUAUGAAAUAAUUUUAACACAUAUUUUAUUUAAAUGUAUCUUUUGCUUAUAAUGAAAGACUACUGCCUAAUAUUAAAGUAUUCUUUGGCUA
Molecule: messenger RNA, 1982 nt
Organism: Arvicanthis niloticus (Nile rat)
Lineage: Eukaryota; Metazoa; Chordata; Mammalia; Rodentia; Muridae
Gene: Gabrg1
Product: gamma-aminobutyric acid type A receptor subunit gamma1
Biological process (GO): gamma-aminobutyric acid signaling pathway; monoatomic ion transmembrane transport; chloride transport
Cellular component (GO): membrane
Molecular function (GO): GABA-A receptor activity; extracellular ligand-gated monoatomic ion channel activity
Source: RefSeq, a predicted model, not a curated record